Messenger RNA from Musa acuminata subsp. malaccensis (wild Malaysian banana), 636 nucleotides. The record is from RefSeq and is a predicted model, not a curated record. Lineage: Eukaryota; Viridiplantae; Streptophyta; Magnoliopsida; Zingiberales; Musaceae.
UUCAUCCUUAUAUGCUUCAUCACCUUGUUCCUAUCCACUGGACUCCCACCUCUCCCUUGCUAUCUGCUUCAAGUUGAAACUGCCAUGGCCUUGGCAAACCCCACCAACGGCACCUUGCUUUUCUUCUGCUUCCUUUUCUCCUCCAUCGUAAUGUGCGCUCUCUGCCGACCAGAUCCUGGAGGAGUAUUUUCUCACUCGAGUUUUCCACCGCUAAAGAGGGGCAGUCAAUCACCGAGCAUAACAAACGAAGAAGGAUCCUGGAGAUGGAGGGAUGCAAGCGGAAGGAGGCUGCUGAUAGGCUCCACGGCUCCAAUUUGCACUUACAACGAGUGCAGAGGUUGUCGAUUCAAGUGCAGCGCCGAGCAGGUUCCGGUGGACGCCGGCGACCCCAUGAACAGCGCCUACCAUUACAGAUGCGUGUGCCACAGGUGAUGCAGCUACCGAAAGUUCAGACGAGUUUUGGAUGGUACAACUCAAACGAGACUGUAGUUGGCUUUUCUUGUCCAUGUACUUGUUCAUCAGGAUCGAGGAUCUCCAUCUCGGAGUGUUCUUCUUCACUUUGCUGCUCCAUGAUUUUUCAUGUUCUCAUAUUCCAUGGUGUUGAUAGUAUGGUAAUUGAUAUCAGCAUUUGGUCUU